AUGUCGCCGACUUCCCAGGCCUACUGGACCGAUGAGCGUGUAUACGAGACAGUCACGUCCGCAUAUGUCCAUGCUCAGCUACGGCCUGAAGAGCAGGCUCUACUUCAGCGUCCGUUGUAUUUCGGUGCUGGCUUGACGGAUGAUACCUAUCUCGACUGGAUCCUGACUCGAGCGCGGCGUUUCUUUCUGAUAUUGGUGCAGACUGGAGUUCCGGAUCAAAUUUUUGGUGUGGUUGAUGACUCUUACGACGAUGACGAUCUUCCCAUUGCAGAGCAUGCCGUACCCAACCUUCGCUUGUCCUACGAACCUGAUCGCUCCUUGGACAAGCGCUUCUAUAAAACUCAGUUUCGCUUGUUGAGUCGUAUAGUCGACGAAGGGGAACACAUCAGAUAUGCGGACGAAGAGAACGUCCCUGUCACUGCCCUCAGUUUGAAAGCUGCUGUUAUAUCCUUCAGCCAGGAAGGCACCGACAAAGUCCGACUCCCCACAAAAUCAUCCACCGUCUUCCUUCGUCGCCGCAUUCACAUUGAGCCUAAGGUCACCGAGGCUGCUAUCCUCAAUGAGAUUGCAACAAGUAGAAGGUUACACCAUGAGCAUAUCAUCUCGGUCUUCGCCUCCUACACACACCAAGGCAACUUCUACGUGCUCUCUCUACCGGCGCCAGACUGGAAUUUGAAAGGCUUUCUGUCAGACCCUCCAAAAUCGUUCACCGGUCUGUCCAAGGCAGAACGUCGUCGCAUUCUUGUCAAUUGGCCUCACUGCCUCGCAAACGCCUUGUCAUGGCUGCACAGCAACGGACAAUAUCACGGAGCCAUCAGACCAUCAAACAUCCAUAUCUCGGAUUCCUUCCAGAUCUGUCUGGGCUACCUAGAAGGUGAUGGUUAUCUUUGCGAUCGCGUUCGGUCAGAUGAUAUCGAAGCAUAUCAGUACGGCCCUCCUGAAAGAUGGAAAAGGGCUAUUACGGUUCGCUCUACAGGUGCUGCGGCAGUAUCGCUUCCGUCGGGCGGCCGUACAGCUCGACGGAUUGGUGGUAAAGAUACUGGAACUUCUUCAAGCGGCAGGACCAGCGCCAGGAGCAGAACAGACUCGAUCAGGCCAGCCUAUAGCUUUCAGCCUGCGUCGAGGGGGGACUAUGCAAAACUGCGUCUGAGUGCAACCAUGCGGACUGGCGGUCUGCUACAACCAACCAGUCGCGGGCGGCCUCUUCAAACACCUUCAGACAGCCACUCCAUUGCCACUCUGGAGACAACACGUCCUGCUACGUCCGUGUCAACUCCAAGACGAGCCCCAUCAAUUCUCUCAUCGAAGUCAUCCAAUAGCAACAACCUCUCUUCCAUCUUCAGCGGCCAGAAUAUGUUUGUCGCCAACCCUGAAGCUCGCAGUGCCGUGGUGCAAACAUGGCAGUCAAUGGAGGACGAUAUGUUUGCAUCUGAUGUCUUUUCACUUGGGGCAGUGAUUCUAGACAUCGUCACAGUGCUGUGUAAACGUAGCUAUAACGCGUUUUCCCGCCAUCGCUCUUCUAAAAAUCGAGUCGCCGGACGCGGCGGAGGUUUGGCGGAUGCUAGUUUCCAUGCAAACCUGGGGCAAGUCUUUACGUGGGCGCAUUCUUUGCAGAAUGAAGCUGAAAAGAAGGCGAAAAAGGAUGACAGUCUGAGCUUCCAUGCCGUUGGUCCGAUCGUGCAACUGACACUCCAAUGCCUGGCCAGGGACCCUCCCGCAAGAACUUCAAGUGACGAGCUGGAAAGGAAGCUGACUGAGCACAUCUGUCGUUCUGCGAAUAUGACCCACCUUCAUUGUAAGAGCGAACUCAUCAACGAGAAAGUCGAGCGGAGGGGUAGUGCGCAGCGUUCACCAGAGAGGUCGGCAAGUGUGACGCGCAGCGAAAGCAGGUCGACGGAGCGUCUGCGUCAGGCCUCGACAAAUUUACGUGCCCUGACCGCUGAACGACAGCAACCUCAACAGCCAGAGCAACGACGGCUGCCGCCAGCCCAAGAUAUCGUCCGAGCCACGCAGAUACUACAGCCACCGUUUCUUCAUAUUCCGAGAAGCGCACCGACUACUCCUGCAACAACAUCAGCCAGUUCUCUAGCGUCCUUCAAUUUCGAUGCCCUCUCGGAUACCGUUGUGGCUGACAGUCCACACUCCCGAGAGCAGUCGGUGCGCCGCCAGUCGAGUCGCCGGAACGAUAUGCGUCUUCAGCAGCAUGGUGGGUGGCCGAACGAACAAGAUGGCCCGGAGCAUCCGUCGUAUACGUGGCAAAGAAAGGACAGUCAGGUGGAUCCUCAUCUGACAUUUGAUGAAUCGGUCGACACAGGGGCGUUUACAUACAUGAACUACAGCACCAGCGCAUCAUCCGAAGAAGGCGUCAAGUAUUUUCCACCUCGCUCGCAGACAGGGCCUCCUAUUAAAGCUCCACCAGAUCGAGCGCUACCGCCAGUACCACCCAUCCCUCCUGAAAGCAUACCUAGCAGUAAGCCAUCACGGCGCCCAAAAGCCGGUCGUGACGAGGGCGAAAAGCGAAGACCUCCGUCUGGCACAACUAGAGGGAGAUAUCCCCUUCGACAAGACAGUCUUCCUAUGACGAUGGAUGAGGUAGAUGAAUAUCAUGAACUGCUACGUCUCACCAGAGCCUUGGGCAUCAAGAGAGUCUCAGCUCGCAGUCGAUCCCGACAGCAGACAGAGCCUACUGAUGCAUGGUAG
Exophiala spinifera is the source of this 2700-nucleotide messenger RNA. RefSeq lists its product as uncharacterized. Gene Ontology annotation, molecular function: ATP binding; protein kinase activity. Lineage: Eukaryota; Fungi; Ascomycota; Eurotiomycetes; Chaetothyriales; Herpotrichiellaceae. Gene Ontology annotation, biological process: protein phosphorylation. Bases 1 to 2700 code for a protein of 899 amino acids. The transcript has a single exon. The record is from RefSeq and is a predicted model, not a curated record.